CUCAACCUGUGGAAGCCGCGAUGAACAGCUGAUCCUCCCGCAGUGGAUAAAACCAGUCACCAUGGUCACCGCCGAGUCCUGAUCUCUCAUCCCACGCGUGGCACUAUGUGAAUAGUUAUUGGAGAAGUAGACAAAAGGAAAAUAACUGAAAGAAAAAGGGAAAGUAGAGUGAAGGAGUGUUUUUGGAGCGUGUUAUUUCUGUCCCCCCUCCGGUUUGGACCUGUUGAUCAUCAGUGUGACAGACGGACACACGCAGUCUACCUGCCGCUGCCUGCUCUGCGCUCACCGACCAUCAAUUAUGUUAUUGUCAAGUUUUCUUCUUUGCAGCUUCUCUCACUUGUUGGCGCCUCUGUUUCUCUGCUACCUGCCGCAAGUCUCCGCACAGAAGCCUGGUUCACGGUGGGUGAUCGGAGACAGAGACAGAGACAGAGACUGUGGGGUCAUCUGCUCACGAACGCAGGGAAAGCCAGUGUGCGGCUCAGAUGGGCGGAGCUAUGAGACUGGCUGUGAACUGCAGAGGGCACGCUGCAAAGAUAAAACACUGACACUGGCACACCGCGGCCGGUGUCGAGGUAAAAGCUGGGGGAAAAUUGAUCAGUUGCCAGUUGCUCCAGCACCAACUUCCACAUCUGAAGGGAGAGACCUGGAGCUCAAAGAUGCAGGUCAGUCCAAGUGUCGUGUUGAAAGGAACCAGGCUUUGGAACAAGCCAGGAGACCUCAGGAGUCCAUGUUUAUCCCAGAAUGCAAUGAGGAUGGAACAUUUGCCCAGGUCCAGUGCCAUACUCUGACAGGUUACUGCUGGUGUGUCACCAGUGACGGCAAGCCAGUCAGUGGCUCCUCUGUGCACAACAGGACCCCGGUGUGUUCAGGGUCAGUAACCGAUAAACCCUCCGGGCCACCGAACUCUGGUAGAAAAGUCUCUUUCCGUUUCUUUCUCACCCUCAACCCAGAUGAUGGCUCCAAGCCAACGCCCACCAUGGAGACUCAUGUCCCCCCUGAGGGUGAUGAGAUUACUGCUCCAACACUGUGGAUAAAACAACUGGUUUAUCAGAUGGAUAGGCAGAACAGCUCCACUUCCAGGAAGCAAGAGAAAGUUCCCUCUUGUGACCAGGAGCGACAGAGCGCACUGGAUGAGGCUCGGCAGAAUCCCCGGGAUGCCAUUUUCAUCCCUGACUGUGGGCCUGGAGGCCUUUACAAACCGGUCCAGUGCCACCAGUCCACAGGCUACUGCUGGUGUGUUCUGGUGGACACGGGACGGCCUAUUCCUGGAACCUCCACCAGGUACCAGACCCCAGAGUGUGACAGUGCUGCACGAUCUCGCAUCUCAGACAUAGAAGACCCCUUCCAAGGCAGAGACCUGACAGGCUGCCCAGAGGGAAAAAAAGUGGAAUUCAUUACAAGCUUGUUAGAUGCCCUCACUACAGACAUGGUGCAAGCCAUAAACUCACCAGCCCCCUCUGGUGGUGGGAGGUUUGUUGAGCCUGAUCCCAGUCACACUUUAGAGGAGAGGGUGGUGCACUGGUACUUCGCCCAGCUGGAUAACAACGGCAGCCACGACAUCAACAAGAAGGAACUCAAGCCGUUCAAGAGGUACCUGAAGAAGAAAGCCAAACCCAAGAAAUGUGCCCGCAAGUUCACCGACUACUGUGACCUGAAUAAGGACAGGGCCAUUUCCCUGCAGGAGCUGAAAGGCUGCCUGGGUGUCAGCAAGGAGGGUAGCUCAACAACAAGUGGCAGCCAAGGGACAAGGCAAGGGACAAAAUUGUUCAUAGGUCGUCUGGUGUGAGAAGAGAAGGAUCCAGAAGCUGAGACGAGAGCAGAGGGCACAGAGGGAAGGCAUCUGUACGCUUGCUGACAGGAAAGAGAAAGAUGGAGCAGAAAAAUUAAGAAGUUCCUGAGUUUCAAAAAAAUGAACAGAAAAACAAGAAAAGAAAACGAAGCGGCGCCAAAAUAUUUGCACUUUCUCCUCCCUAUGUUUGACAUUUUAUCUGUUCGUGCGUGUUUUUUUUUUUCUCUUGAAGUGACUGAAAAGGUCUAGGUAAGAAUGAGAAUAUAUUUGUAAAAAGAUGACUCACCACUGGAAGAUGUGUAUGUCACCACAUUUCCCUUUGUGUUUAGUCUGCUGUUGUGGUUCGUUCUGUCCUCAGAUAAUGGGAACAGGCACUAACACAUUUUGUGGCUAUUAAAUUCAACUUACAUUUCCCCUGUUACACAUAGUAGCACACAGGCCAGUGGUUACUCACUACAGAGGAGCUUACAGUGAGUCACAAUCAGCCCAAAUGUUGCUCGGUAAAGACAAACUCAAAAAGGAAGAGCUAUCGCAAAGUAGACCAAUUUAAACGAAUGUGUAAUGUUGUAUGUGAGCAGGCAAUAUUAAGUGAACGGCAUGUAUUAGAAUUAAACUGUGACAAUGAAGUCUAAUUUAUCAGCACAUAACUAGCUGUAUGAAUCCCCUUGCACUGUACAGAACUUUCUAGCUACAUUAACAUAUUGGCUUAAGAAUCUGAUCUUUUUUGAACAGUGCUAUGUCUGGUUUUUGUUCAGUACGUACCAGUGUUGUGGGAAAGCUAGCUGUAUGUAAGUCACUACUUUACUCGCUCAUCACACCAUUCCUUAAUGGUGUACAUUUUGUAUGACCCAAAACCAAUGCGAGAUGCAAUGUUGUAUGUAGUUUAUUAGCACAUUGUCUGCACAAGAUGAAGUUGACUUUUUAUUUGUUUUUCUACUUUUUUAUAAAGUUUGUGCUAACAAAACAUGAAAUAAUUAUAGUGAAGAAAAAAUAAAGUAAAAAAAAAAAUUGUGUAGCAGCUAAUACGGUAAUAUGAGUACUUUUAAAGUCAUGCAUCUAGCCCAACACUGGUACAGUACAUACACAGUCUUAAAAGUAUACUAAUGCAGCUUAACACUGUAGCACCCAGCAGGUAAAACAUUUCUACAUGCUUGUGGUUGUAUGAACAUAUUAAAGCUGCAUUAAUGAAUGUUUGACCACUAGAGGGCAGAGGCAUUCCAAAACCAGAGACACAACCCUGGACUAUUAUUGCCUCACAACCUUGUUAUGGCUAACAUUUUAGAAAUACGUUUCCUCUUUACAGAUCUAGCUAACACAGAGAAAAAUCAUCUCAAGUCCAACACAUACUCUCUUUUGAGCUCUGUUUUUGGUCUCCACCAACUCCUGAGGGAAAGAAAUCUGGUUCUUUAGCACCUACAUAUUCACCAGCAAGUUGCUAGCAUAUAGUAGUUUUUUUCAUAGCUCAUUUGUUGAAAACAGCUUGAUGAGGGUGCUGAAACCAAACUAUAUAGUAAAUGUAACAUAAAAAGAGUAACUGCUGCAGAGUUGGGUGAUAAUUUUCUGAGAGUUUGUCAGUAAGAAGGUCCCCUUAAUGUUGAUAUAUAAAAAUAUUGAUUAAUGCAGUUUUAAGUUCAAACCACAAUGAACACAUAUCUUGUGUCACAUUGUUGUUCUAUGUGUGAUUUUGUGUCAAGUUACAAAUCAAUGUGGCUAGCUAUAUUAUUCUACUAAGUUAAUGUUAGUAUUCAUUUUCUACACAAUCAAACCUAAAAAACAGCUAAAGAGUCUGGUUUUUACAGUAUGUUAAUGGUGAAUUCUGCAUGUUUUUCUGCAUUUUUCUUGUGUUUGGUGAUCAUAUUUUCAUCGGGCUCUACUGGCUACUUUUACAAAUUACAUCAUCAUCAACAAAUCUCUGAAAAAGACCCCCUGGUGGGGAUUUUAUUUUUACAAAACCAUUUACAGUCCAGAGAAUGAGUUUUAAAUAUUCUUAAUAGUACCAGGAAAAAGAGGUGGCACAGAUGACUAAACCCGACCAGUAAAUGGAGUAAGAUGUUUACAUGGCUCAGUAUCCCGUUAACAUCAGCUCAUUUCAGCUGUCAUAUUCACGUUUAUCCCAAUUAUUGUAAACAUGUGGCAUUUACAAAUGCCAGUUCCUAAAAUAAAUAUUUGAGUCUCCCCAGUAA
Messenger RNA from Morone saxatilis (striped sea-bass), 3972 nucleotides. RefSeq names its product SPARC related modular calcium binding 1 (gene smoc1). Gene Ontology annotation, cellular component: basement membrane. Bases 299 to 1786 code for a protein of 495 amino acids. The transcript has 14 exons. Gene Ontology annotation, biological process: extracellular matrix organization. The record is from RefSeq and is a predicted model, not a curated record. Gene Ontology annotation, molecular function: extracellular matrix binding; heparin binding; protein binding. Lineage: Eukaryota; Metazoa; Chordata; Actinopteri; Moronidae.